CGACCAGUCGGCAUACACCCCGCUCCAACCCCACUCUUUAGGUCCGGUCAGACCCCACCCCAGAGCUUAACCUCGCCCGCAGCCCUGGGGAAGGAAAGUAGAAUUUUUCGUCCAAGGUUGGAUGAAGGAGUCAACCUUUCCGCCACUGCCCGGAGUUCCUCUGGCCCUGAGGGCCGGUGCCCCGACCACUUCCGCUCCCGGUGGCCCUGACACCGGAAGCAGAAGUGCGCAGCGGCGGCGGAUGGUGGCGGCUGUACUGGCGCACGGCGCGCUGCGAUGGGAGUGUCUCCGGCCGGUCUGCAGGAAGGACACCUACUGAAACUUUAAACCCUGGCGCUGGUGUCAUGGAAUCAGUCACCUUGGAGGAUGUGGCAGUGGGGCUCAUCCAGGAGUGGGCGUUGCUGGAUGACGCUCGGAGGAACCUGUGCAGAUACGUGCUGCUGGACAACUGCAGGACCCUGGCCCCCCGGGCAGGGACUCCACCCUGCAAAGCCUGUCUGGUCUCCCAGGUGGGGCCAAGAGAAGAGCUGAGGACAGCAGAACGAGGCAUUCUCUGUGCCACGGGUGUGGACUGGGAAUCUCAACUUAAACCCAAAGAGUCUACUCCUCUGCAGGAUAUUUUGGAGGAAAAUUCAUCCCAUGAUUUGCAAAUGGGGCUGGGGCUGGACCUGAGGGUGCAGAUCAAGCCCAUGAUGGGAGAGAGGGGGACACCUCUGACUCCAGGGGACCGGUCAGCUCUCCAGGAGUCACCUUGGUCUUCUGAAGACACAGGGCUGAAGGUGGCUGUGCAGAUUCAGAGGGUGGCCACGCCGGAGCCUGUGCUGCGCCUCCUCAACCUGUUGGGGGCUGGGGGUUCUGCAGUGCCUGCUCAGGACCCCGCCUGGCUCCAGGAGGAGAGCACAGAGGAAGAAGCCGUGGCUCCUGGGACACUGAACAUUUGUCUGCAGGAACCAGUCACCUUUGCGGAUGUGGCCGUGCUGUUCACACCGGAAGAAUGGCUGUUUCUAGACUCUGCUCAGAGAAGCCUGUACAGAGACGUGAUGCUGGAGAACUAUAGGAACCUGGCCUCUGUGGGAGAUCAACUCUGCAAAGCCAGUACGUUUUCCCAUUUAGAGCAAAGAGAAGAGCUGUGCGUCACUGAGAGAGGGAUCUUACCAGGAACCCACUUAGAACCUCAACUUCAACCCCAAGACACAAUUCCUAACCAAGAUAUUUUUGCAGAGAUUCCAUCCAUUGGCACGAAAAGGGAGCAACCUCAGACUGGAGAAAAACUCUAUAAAUGCAAUGUACUAGGGAAGCCUUUUAAUAGCAUCAAACCACUUUUUCAGUACCAGAGAAUUCCUGCAGGAGGGAACCCAUGUGAAUGCCGAGAGAGUGGAAAAUCCUUCUUCCAGACCGCUCACCUAAUCGUGCCUGAGAAAAUCCAUAGCGGGGAUAAAACCUAUGUGUGUAACAAAUGUGAAAAAUCGUUCAGAUACAGCUCCGAUCUCAUCAGGCACGAGAAGACUCACACUGCGGAGAAGUGCUUCGAGUGUCAGGAGUGCAGGCAGGCCUUCAAGUAUUCCUCGAAUCUGCGGCGGCACAUGAGAACUCACACUGGAGAGAAACCCUUCGAGUGCAGUCAGUGUGGGAAAACCUUCACGAGGAACUUUAACUUGAUCUUGCACCAGAGAAACCACACAGGCGAGAAGCCCUAUGAAUGUAAGGACUGUGGGAAAGCUUUCAACCAGCCGUCCUCUCUGAGGAGCCACGUGAGAACUCACACUGGAGAGAAGCCUUUUGAAUGCGGCCAGUGUGGGAAAGCCUUCAGGGAACACUCAUCACUGAAGACACACUUGCGGACCCACACCAGAGAGAAACCGUACGAAUGUAACCAGUGUGGGAAGCCCUUCCGGACGAGCACUCACCUGAACGUACAUAAGAGGAUCCACACAGGGGAGAAGCUUUAUGAGUGCGCCACCUGCGGACAGGUCUUGAGUCGUCUCUCAACCCUUAAGAGUCACAUGCGGACCCACACGGGAGAGAAGCCCUACGCGUGUCAGGAGUGUGGGCGAGCCUUCAGUGAGCCCUCAUCCCUCAGGAAACACUCGAGGACCCACACCGGCAAGAAGCCCUAUGCGUGUCAGGAGUGUGGGCGAGCCUUUGGCCAGUCUUCACACCUUAUCGUACAUGUGAGAACCCACACUGCAGGGAGACCGUACGAAUGUAAUCAGUGUGAGAAAGCCUUCAGGCACAGCUCUUCACUUACCGUGCAUAAAAGGACUCACGCCGGGAGAGAAAACGUCAGGACUGGCGGCCUGCCUUUAUCAGUGUCUCUUGCGUACGGUGGGCCCCAUGCUGAUUAACUUCCAAUUUGUAAAAACAUAAACAUCCAAGGCUGUGAUCAUCUCUCAUAGUACUCGUUAAGCGACAUCCCAUGUUUCAAUGUAUAAUAUUUUCAUUUUGGUUUAAUUCUUAAUAUUGUCUUAGCUUCUUUUACCACUUAUUCUUUGACACACGAGUUAAAUGGAA
This is a messenger RNA of Eubalaena glacialis (North Atlantic right whale), 2511 nucleotides long. It is a transcript of the gene ZNF333, whose product is annotated as zinc finger protein 333. NCBI's taxonomy places the organism in Eukaryota, Metazoa, Chordata, Mammalia, Artiodactyla, Balaenidae. Gene Ontology annotation, cellular component: nucleus. Gene Ontology annotation, molecular function: DNA-binding transcription factor activity, RNA polymerase II-specific; RNA polymerase II cis-regulatory region sequence-specific DNA binding. The record is from RefSeq and is a predicted model, not a curated record. The coding region runs from base 345 to 2345 and encodes 666 amino acids. The transcript has 12 exons. Gene Ontology annotation, biological process: central nervous system development; regulation of transcription by RNA polymerase II.